AUGGGUGGCUGUGCAUCUGGUGGGAAGAAGGAUGACGUGGUCGACUUUACUUCGCCCAAGGCGAACGGUAUGGUGGCGCCCUCCGCCGAGGUCAUCGUGCAAGACUUUUCCUCGCUGGUCAUCCUCAGCUUACGAUGCGAGGGCUUGCAGAAAGGCAGAAAUACCGUCGCCGUGGUGUACUCCAAAUUGGGAACUGAGGACCUUUGGAUGGAGUACGGCACCACGGAGAUUUGUGGACAGGACACCCGAUGGCCAGUCUGGGAGCGGAUGUUCGAGUUGCAGUUUAGGAUCGAACACGUGCGCUUAGUGCGUGUGGAGAUUUAUGUUAUUAGAAAUCAAGAGAUGCAUGAAGAUCUGAUGGAACAAAAGUUCGUCGGAUCAGCUGAAUUCAAUCUCGCUGAAGCGGUGUAUGCCAGAUCCCAUACCAAGAAUCACGGCUGGCUGAAGAGGAAGCUGGAGAAUAUCAAGAGGAAGCCUCGAGACCCGCCCAUUGGGAAGCUCUUCAUCUACGCGGAAGAAUCGGUGAACGCCAAAGCAGAGUUGAGCUUCUCGGUGAGUGGGCAGGAUCUGAAGCCCACGGAUUUCUGGAAGCGGAAGUGUGAUCCCUAUUUCGUGGUGAAUCGAAUCCAGGCCGUCUACGAGUCUGGCGAGAUCGUACUGCAACCGAUCUUCCGGAGCGAGGUGGCGCGGAAGAGCUCCGAGCCCAGCUUCGAGGAAGCUAGCUUCACAGUUGCGCAGACCAGUGGCUGCGAUACUGGCCAAGACAUUAUCAUCACAGUGCACGACUGGAUCCGGCUUGGGAACCAUGGGUAUAUUGGCGAGUUUGUUACUACCUUUGAGGAGCUGCAAAAGAUCGUUGGCCGGGGCAAUCCGCACACCUUUCCCAUCUACAAGAGAGAGGGUCCAAGGAUCGCGGGAAUGACUCGGCUACCGACCACCAAGACCAUGCUAAAGAAUGGGAGAACUAGUAGCCGCACAGGCUCCGGCUCGAGGAGCACCACUCGUAGCACCUCCGCCGAAAAAGCGGACCGCGACUCUGUGCAGCGCACUUCAUCGACGAUCGGGAGGAAGAGCACGCACGCAAGCCAAAACAGCGGAGGGCGGACUGGAUCUCGACUGGGCGCGAGGGCUAGCUCCAUGCUGUCUGGUGGAGGGCCCAGGACCAGCUCGAUGAUCUCCGGUGGUGGGCAUAGGAGCUCUUCGCAUGGGAGAAGUUCAUCACAUGGAAGAAGCUCCUCACAUGGGAGGAGCACCUCCCAGAUCUCUGGACAUUCCAGCAAGAGUCAGACCUCUGGAGCAAGAGAGUCGGUGACCUCUUCGGGCUCCAAGAGUAAAGGCAUUUUCGGGCCCUUGGCCGGGCAGCUGACCUUGGAUGGCCAUCGCUUCAAGCGACACUACACCUUCCUGGACUAUUUGCGUGGCGGGCUGGAACUUCAGCUCAUGGUGGCCGUCGAUUUGACGCGCUCCAAUCUGGGACAGACGAAUCCCAAAUCCAUGCAUAGCGUCGUAUCAACAGAAGAAGAGACGGCCUACGCAAGUGCAAUCCGUUGCCUGGGAGAAGUGAUGUCGGUUUAUGACAACGACAACUGCUAUCCAAUCUAUGGCUUCGGUGCCAAGAUCCCCCCGACCCAUUCGGUGGUCUCCAACUGCUUUGCCUUGACCGGGGAUUUUUUCCAACCAGAGGUGGAAGGUGUCGAAGGGAUGCUGAAAGCCUAUCACAGGGCCUUGCGGGUCUGCCACCUCCAUGGGCCGUCUUAUCUCGCAGAUGUGGUGAAGUUGGCAGCCGACAUGAGCAGGCGGAGCACACCUUGCGAGCGAGUUCUGCGCUGGCGAACUUGGAGGAUCCUGUUUCCGUUCUUGAAGCUCAGUGAGCCACCGGGACGGCAGCCGUUCCAAUGCGCUCCUGGGCGCUCAGUUCUGGCCGCCCGAGUUUUGGGAAGAUUGGUGAUUUACAUCAUAGCUGCUUUCUUGUUCUGCUAUGCAGGCCUCGCCAUCUCAUCUCAGACCUUGCUUUUGCGCUACGAUCAGGAGCAACAGCGGCUGGUUACCAAGCAAUUGGAUCCUGCAUGUGGUAGCCACAUGACCUAUGUCCUCAUAUCAAAGCGCAUUCUGGAAGUGAUUCUGCUGAAUCAUUUGUGUGGAAAUUUGAUGCAACAGGCCGAGGAGGAUUUGGAAUAUUACAGAACUGCAGACCUGCAGCUGAUGAAAGACCCAAGUGGUGAUGCAGGUGUGGUGCACGGACUCUUCCAAUGUUGGUUCCGCUUUUGCCUCCGGAGAGGGUACAACCGUCGUUGGCUGAGCUCCUUUUUCCCGGACUACAUCUUCUUGUUUUGCGUCGUGGGCCCAUGCUGCAUUCUCUACAGCAUCAUGCUUUGGUACAGAAAGAUGGAUGCGCAUGCUGUUGCGCAUCACGCCUACAUCGACAAGACCGAUCCUGGGUCUGGAUUCUUGAUUUCACUGGAUACAUGCCUGUUUGUAUACACCAGUGUGUUGGUCAUGGGCUUUCUCUUCACCACCUUGGAAAAACACGUGGUGGCUAACCCGUUGCGUGCCUUGGAAUUCCGCGCGGCCCUGGCCUUGUUUUUGGUCCUUUGGGCAAUGAACUUCCUCACCAUUUUAGAGGAUCGCUACGUCUAUUCUUCAGCUUGGGGCUUCAAUCUUUCCCGUAGAGAGCGGAACGUGACCCCAUACUUCCGCAUACUGGCAGCUCUUGCACAAGUCUUUGUGACACACUCUGCCGUGAUGCUGGGCGCGGUGCUUUUGGGCCAUAGUGGGCAUGUGCGACGGAUGCCAGAUAUCCCUUGUAAGGUCUUUUGCUGGAGAGUUCUUCCGAGUUUGGUGCUGUUUGCUGCCAUCAUCGCCUUUAACUUGGCCUUUCGUUCCAACCACGACCGCAGCGAAUGCUUGAAGCCAAUCUUUCGUGUGAUCAACGUGGCAUGGCCGUGGUUUGCAGCCUUGAUGCCUCCCUUGGGCGGAGUUCUCUUGCUCCUAGAUAUCUUCCUGGAACGGGCUUUCUUCGAGGAGAAGGAGUUUGACAUUGAACUGGAUUAUGAUUCAAUCCUGAUGUCGGUCACAGUGUCGCUGGCUUUGAUCGGGAAUGUGAAUGGGAUCCUUGAGAUGGAAGCAGCUCGCCUUUGGAUCAGUGUUUUCUUUCGGUCGAUUGGACUCUUCGUGCCGUUGGGAUUGGUGACCUUCACCUUCUACUGCUGGAAGCGGCCUCCUGUUAGCCCAUCCAGCUUUAGGAACAGGUGCAGUGUGUGGUUUGCCUUUGUGCUUGCUGGAACCAUGUUUGUGAUUUUCCAGAUCAUGGAAGAUUGUGAAAUCGCAUCAGAUCUUCCAGGAUGUUGCACCUAUCCCUCUGUGGAUGAAGUCUUUAACCAGCGCGAGUACACCAAUCUCAUUUGCGACAAAGCUGUUCGUUGUUUGUGGGCAGACGAUCGCGUGAAUUAUUGCUACCUGGGACGCUUGAACGAGCAUCACUUAAGUUCCGUGGCCGCAAACGUCUCCAUCCUCAAGCAGGAGGCGACUUUUGAUGCCGCCCUUUGCGACGAAUUGGAGGUCCGAUGGCGACAGUACGCUCAUACCAACAGCACCAAAUCUGCGCACGAGGAGUCUGAGCACGAGGAACAGCACCACUCAGCUGCCUAUCGGCUCUUCCGGAACAUUGGUCAGGCUGCGAGUGUGGAGAUGUAUUUUACCGUUCUCGGCGUGCUGCUGAAAGUUAUCUUCUUGACACAACACCCCUGCGCGGCAGAGAUUCUUCGGCUCGACACCUUGCAUCACAGUGAGGAGAAGCAUCACUGCGGCGAGUCAAGUCACCAGGCUGUGGCAAGGAAUGUGAUGCCGGAUGACACUGCACACAACGUCCCGUUAGUCGAGAAUGGGCUCGAAAUGGAGCCACAAGAGAGUUGA
This is a messenger RNA of Durusdinium trenchii, 3912 nucleotides long. NCBI's taxonomy places the organism in Eukaryota, Dinophyceae, Suessiales, Symbiodiniaceae. The record is from the annotation of a GenBank genome assembly.